AUGCAGCGAUGAGGAAUAAGGAGAGUGGAUUUCCAUAUCUGAUCAUCUGCUUCAUGCUGAUGAUCCUCUGGCAGACGAGGUCCGUUUCUGCUGAUGCUGCCACCAACGCCUUCAAGACCAACAUCACCCUGUUCACUCGCAUCCUGGACCGCCUCCUGGAUGGCUAUGACAAUCGCCUGCGUCCAGGACUGGGGGAUCGUGUGACAGAAGUGACGACCAACAUCUACGUCACCAGCUUUGGCCCCGUGUCAGACACAGAUAUGGAAUACACCAUCGACGUCUUUUUCCGGCAGAGCUGGAAAGAUGAACGGUUGAAGUUUGAGGGACCAAUGAACAUUUUGCGACUGAACAAUUUGAUGGCCAGUAAGAUCUGGACUCCAGAUACGUUUUUCCACAAUGGCAAGAAGUCAGUCGCCCACAACAUGACCAUGCCCAACAAGCUACUGAGGAUCCAAGAUGAUGGUACUCUGCUCUACACCAUGAGGUUAACAGUUCAUGCUGAGUGUCCCAUGCAUCUAGAAGAUUUCCCCAUGGACUUCCACUCAUGUCCCCUGAAGUUCGGCAGCUAUGCCUACACCAUGUCGGAGGUGACGUAUGCCUGGACCCACAACGCCUCAUCCUCCGUGGUAGUGGAGGAGGAGAGCUCCCGUCUCAACCAGUACGACCUGGUGGGGAAAACUGCAGGACAGGAAACCAUCAAGUCCAGCACAGGUGAAUACACGGUGAUGACUGCACACUUCCACCUGAAGAGGAAGAUCGGUUACUUUGUGAUCCAGACGUACCUGCCCUGCAUCAUGACUGUCAUCCUGUCUCAGGUCUCCUUCUGGCUCAACAGGGAGUCUGUCCCUGCCAGGACGGUGUUUGGGGUGACCACUGUUCUGACCAUGACCACCCUCAGCAUCAGCGCCCGUAACUCCCUCCCCAAGGUGGCCUAUGCCACGGCCAUGGACUGGUUCAUCGCCGUCUGCUACGCCUUCGUGUUCUCCGCCCUCAUUGAGUUUGCCACCGUCAACUACUUCACCAAGCGCGGUUGGGCGUGGGACGGGAAGAGCAUUGUGAAUGACAAGAAAAAAGAGAAGGCAUCUGUCGUGAAGAAGAACAACGCGUAUGCCGUAGCGGUGGCCAACUACGCACCCAACAUCACCAAGGACUCAGGCCUGCCCACCAUCGCCAAGGGCGGGGUGUCCGACCCUGGCAAGACCAAGGUGGAGGGCAAGGCCGCGGACAGCAAGAAAACGUUCAACAGCGUGAGUAAGAUCGACCGGAUGUCGAGGAUAAUGUUCCCUGUUCUGUUUGGAAGCUUUAACCUGGUCUACUGGGCCACGUACCUAAACAGAGAACCUGUCAUUAAGGAUAUGGUCCCAUCCAAUUAAAGACUCGACUUCUAUACUGUAUCUGAAUUCGGGGACUAAGAGACAAACCAAAACCACCAGUAACUGCAGGCCUGAGCUCUACAGG
Osmerus eperlanus (European smelt) is the source of this 1458-nucleotide messenger RNA. Its product is annotated as gamma-aminobutyric acid receptor subunit alpha-2. Bases 9 to 1373 code for a protein of 454 amino acids. The transcript is spliced from 9 exons. Gene Ontology annotation, biological process: signal transduction; regulation of postsynaptic membrane potential; chloride transmembrane transport. The record is from RefSeq and is a predicted model, not a curated record. Gene Ontology annotation, molecular function: GABA-A receptor activity; GABA-gated chloride ion channel activity; benzodiazepine receptor activity. Gene Ontology annotation, cellular component: neuron projection; GABA-A receptor complex; postsynapse. Lineage: Eukaryota; Metazoa; Chordata; Actinopteri; Osmeriformes; Osmeridae.